Xiphophorus hellerii (green swordtail) is the source of this 2796-nucleotide messenger RNA. It is a transcript of the gene cep70, whose product is annotated as centrosomal protein 70. Bases 165 to 1619 code for a protein of 484 amino acids. Gene Ontology annotation, cellular component: centrosome. NCBI's taxonomy places the organism in Eukaryota, Metazoa, Chordata, Actinopteri, Cyprinodontiformes, Poeciliidae. The transcript is spliced from 15 exons. The record is from RefSeq and is a predicted model, not a curated record. Gene Ontology annotation, molecular function: gamma-tubulin binding. Gene Ontology annotation, biological process: regulation of microtubule cytoskeleton organization; cilium assembly.
UCCUUUUGUUUACAAUAAUUGCGUCAGGACGCACAGUUUGAACUGCGGAAGCGCGCUGCUGUUUGCAGCAAGGUUGUAUGGAGUUGGUUGGCAAGCUAGCUUAACUCACGAGAGGCCGUGCCAAGAAGCCGGAGUUAGCGUCGUAUUUAAGGGCUGUAAAGAAGAUGAAGCCGCAGGAGCAGGUAGAGUGGGAUGACGUGAAUAAACUGCUGCAGCAUCACGGCUUUAAGCCUGUGUUCUUUGCGGAUCCUGUGGAGAAUAGGAAUCUCACAGAUUUGGUCCUGCUGGACAAGAAGUCAGCGAAUGAGUUGAGGAUGACUCUGAGGAUGAUGCUGAUGGACUCUGAGAGGAGACAGACGCUCAUCCAGGAGCUCGUCAAGUCUAACAACCAGCUCAAAGAGGAGGUACAGAAGCACAUGAGUCAUGCAGCUCAGCAGUCCCAAAGAGCCACUGAGCUGCAGGGGCUGCUGGAUGAGGUGAAGAGCAGAGUUCAGCACCUGGAGGAACGCUGCCUGGGGAAGGCGGUCCAGCAGCACAGCCACACCCAGCAGCUGCAGAAGGAAAACAAAGAGGCUAAGAGGAGGUAUCUGUUGCUGGAAAAGAAGGUAGCCAAUCUGGAGGAAGAAACAGCACAGCUCAGGAAGAAACUGUAUUUGACUGUCAAAGAAGAGCAACAGCGACUGACUCAACAGAGUCGAUUACAGGAGUCCAAACAUUUGGAUCAAGCUACAAAGAGGACCUCUGUCUCCCCGUCUUUCAAAACCAUCCUCAAGACAUAUCAGGACCAGCAGAAGGAAAGCCGCUCUCGCAUACAGGAGUUGGAGGAAGAAGUGGAAUGGCUCAAGACAGAACUGGACACAAGAUGUAGAAGUGACCUCACUGGGAACAGCAGGGACCAGUCCAAAACCUCCAGGCAAUGGGUCCAGUAUCACCACCUGUUGACUGAGAUCAACACGCUCAUUAUCAACCCCAGGCUGCACCAGUAUCAACGCUGGCCCAGAGAAUCGGAGGAAGCAGAAUUCCAGGCUGUCCUUCCCACUCUGGACCAGUGGUCCCAGCAGCUCCACAUGCUCAGGGAUCUUCAUUGCGGACUGAAUAAACUGAGUGCCACACUGAUGCCACUGCAGCCCUGUCAUGCUGAUGCAAAAGCACUUAAGGUGGAGGACAUGAUGCUGCUGGUGGAGGCGCUGCUGGAGAAUGCCUCUUCUGACGAUAAACAGAAGCUCAGGAGUCCCACUCGAUACACCUUGGCUUCCAUGGUGGCUCACUUCCAGAAACUGUUUGACGUUCCCUCCCUGAGCGGAGUUUACCCUCGAAUGAAUGAGGUCUACACCCGACUGGGAGAGAUGACCAACACUAUGAGGAACCUCCAAAAUGUUCUAGACCUAGACAGCAAAGCUUCUCCUACUGAAGUUGUGAACCAGGUCUCCAGACUAGUCUCCUUGGAUCCAGGACUGGGACGGGCAGACAUUGACAGCAUCAUUAUCAAAGUGAAGCAACAUGAUGAGUUUUUUCCUGCUUUCCACAACCUCGUGACAGAAAUCUUAAAGAUUCUUGGUGUGAGUCACCUGGACGACAUACUUUCUGCUCUGCAGUCUCUGAAACAGACGGCUCAGUGAUCCUCCUUCCUCCACUGGACAUCUACUGCUUACAUUUACUUAUUAUGUUGUCAUCACAACUGCGGCCAUCAAGUUUCAGACAUUGAUGGCUGUAGAACCACCCACUGAGCUUAGUAGUAUGUUUCUCACCAUCAGAUGGCAGCACACAACGACCAUGUGCCUAAAAUAAAGCAGAAAUCCAACUGAAAAUGUUUAGUUUCAGAUACUGAGACAGGAAUUGCCUGAGCUACCUUUCCCAGGAACUGUACAGGAUUAAAUUCCUGUGAAUGACUGUGUAACCUCUUAUACAACCCUGCCAGGAUUGCACCAUAGCCUGGAAAAACAUGGACUUAAUUUUUAGUCAUUUCAGUGAUGAAAUGAUGGAAAAAUCUUGAAAGCAAGUUUAUAAACAUGAGUAAAAUCAUUUUACUCUACAUAACAUGUAUUUUGCGAACAGGGCUCUGUCUUUGCUUGGAAAGUUAUGUGACAGUUCCCAGAACAAUGCUUAGAUAAUCUGGCACCAGAGACAGUGCUGUGCUCCUCUACCUCACAAUAAAGAAACGAGUAAAGAUUUUAAAUCUUAAGCAAUAUUUUUCAUAUGUCCAGAGCUCAUCUGACUGACAAGAUAGUUUUAAUAAAUGUCAUGGUUCUUUGAAGAACACAUGUUGAUAUCUGCUCCUCAUUUCUUUUAAAGUAUUUUCUUAUAAUUUCAAUGUUGUCAAUGAGCCUUAAAAUGCUUUCACAGUCAUUGUGAAAGCUUAAAUUAAAAAACAUCUAGGAAAUUGUAUUUUACACCCAGGAGGAGAAGCAGUUUGGUGUGGAACUGGACCAGCUGGGCUUCCUGCCACUAAAGACUGAUUCACAGGUCUGUCAGGAGGAACGCUAACACACCCUGUCUGCAUGUUAAUACUACCUGCAAGCAUAGCUGGUUGCUACAGAGCAACCAUCCAUGUUUCCCCACAACAAACAGCUGCUACAACCACUGAUGUUAUCUACUGAACUGGAAUAAGGCUCAGCUUAAUGUCCAAAGAUACUGUCCACUUUGAGCAUGGUUCUCCAGUUCUAGGCCACCUUCUCUUUUCCUUGCAUUUACUCCCACUUGACUUUAAACUUGGAAAACAUGGAAUUGUUUUUCAUUUGUAUGCAACUCUCAGGUCUAUACUAAAAUAAAUAAAAUGCCUUUUAUUUACAUACUCUG